Molecule: messenger RNA, 1200 nt
Organism: Dentiscutata heterogama
Lineage: Eukaryota; Fungi; Glomeromycota; Glomeromycetes; Diversisporales; Gigasporaceae
Source: the annotation of a GenBank genome assembly
AUGGAAAACACAAUUCCUUCGGCAAAAUUUAAUCAAUACCCUAUAAUUGUAACUUAUUCUCCAACGAAAGGUCGUUAUUUUGUUGCAAAAAGGGAUAUAGCAUUAGGUGAAGUCGUAUUGAAGUGUCUUCCAUUAUCAACGGCCCCGUUUGACAAUCACAGAAAACGAUAUUGUUAUACAUGUAAAAUAUAUAAUCCUUUUUCAAAUUCAUUUAAAUUUUAUUGUAAAUCUUGUGAUCUUUGUUAUUUUUGCGAUCAUGAGUGCUUUAACCAAUGCUUUCCUAUAGAACAAAAAAUUGAUGAAAAAAAUUUAAAAGAUAGUGAUGAAAAAGUUAUAUGCAACAAAGCCCUCUUUUUGAAACAUGAACUAACUUGUAAUAUAUCAAGAAAAUUUUCAUCAUGGAAUAUUAAUGAUAAACAUAUGAAAAGUGUUGUGAGAUUAUUAGUACAAAUUUUGGCAGAGAGAUUAAUAGAAAAGAGUGAUUCAAAAGAGAAAAUAGAUAUUGAGAAAGAAUCUUCAAUUAAUAAUAAUGAAAGCUCUCCAAAAUUAAAUGAACAAACGUCCUCUGUCUUUAUUUCAAAAAAUUCCGACUUUUCGAUUACUUUAAAAAAUAAUUUUCAAGAUUUUUUGCUCUUACAAUCCCAUUAUUUAAAUUGGCCAAAUGAUAUUAAACGAGAUUGGCUAAAACAUGAAAAAUUUUUGAUGAAUUUGUUUAAGUCAUCAAAGUUACUUGAUGAAGAUGCAAAAUUUGAAGACCUCUUACACAUGGUCUCAAAAAUCGAGAACAAUGGGUUUGGUGUGUAUUAUAAGUGUAAGGGAAAGAAUGUUUUGUUUGGCAGAGCCAUAUAUCCAUACGCAUCCUUCUUUAAUCAUUCUUGUGACGCGAAUUGUGACGCAAUUCAAGACAAUUGUGAUAACGAUAAAGAUGAAACACAACUGUCAACUCUAAUAGAUGAUGAAUCAAAAUUAUCGUGUAAUAGUAAAAAAUUGCGUGGUGAAAUGAAGUUUGUUGCCCGAGAAGAACUUACAAUUUCUUAUAUACAAGAUGAGAACGGCUUAUUGCCACUUCAAUCACGCAGACAGAAACUUCUAAGUGAAUAUUAUUUUUUGUGUCAAUGCUCUAAAUGUAUUAUAGAUGAAAAACAGUAUAGAAAAAAAAGUAAAAAUACCAAGAAUAGAAAUGUAACAUUAAACACGUAA